AUGAGUUCUUCCAAGAAAGCCUUGAACAGACCGAAAAAGCGCACCCUAGUCCGCUGGGAUGAUAACCUAAACGAGCUUCUUCUCCUGACCGUGCAGUCAGUCUGCAACAACCAGUCUAUCAAAAUCCCUUGGUCCGAGGUUGCUAGUACAAUGAGGAAUAAUGUCACCGAAGGGGCUAUCGUCCAGCAUCUGGCAAAGGUUCGGACCCGUCGUGUCGAUGCUGGCAAAGAAGUCCCUCCUCCCCUACGGCGUGGUGGUGUAGGGUCAUCGAGCAAGUCCUCUGAGAAUGCGCCUACCAGAAAUGCGUCUGGAGCCAAACGCAACCUCAGAGCUACUCAUAGUUCACGAAGCGAGGAAGAUGAACGUCGAGAUAUGAAUCUACCUGACGAUACUUCAUCCGAUGAAGACUAUAUCGAGAGAGGUCGCCGCAGAAGUCGACUUAAGAAGCAAUCACAUAAAUCGCAGCCACGUGGAGCUAUUCCGAUCAAAAUUGAAGAUGAGGAGAUUGACGGCAGUGACGAUGGAUUCGGAGAGCUGUUGGUCCCUGGGGCUGAGUUUCUCCAAUAUCCCAACGAGAAAGAACCACCCUCAGAGCCAACUUCCUCCCCCCGUGCUCCAGAGAAUACUAGAAGCAAACUGGUCACUUUGAGGUAUAGACAGGCAGUGGGUAAUGUGUUUAGUGGCUUUCCUUCGACACAUGCACAAUCAGUGGCCACAGUGCUUAGCGCAUAUGGCAAUACGCCUUACCAAGCUCAUUAUCAACAGCUACCAGAACCUAAUCUCGACCUGGAGAACCAUUAUCUGCUUGGAUGUAAUCAUAUCACGGGAAUGUCUGCAGUUGUUCCUGAAGACGCUGUUAGUAACCUGACCUCAUUCGGGGAAAGCCAAGACUUCCACAAUACAUCAUAUGCUGGCUACCAGUAUCCAGCUUAUUAUCCCUCCGCUGAUGACUCGAUUGGUGGUGUCCUUUACAGUGAGAACUACCAGUACCUUCAUGGUAACUAUAUUGAACCAAAUGAGGAUAUGAUCAUGGAAACCCAGGACAAUCUGGUGACGAAGAUUGAAUAA
This is a messenger RNA of Aspergillus caelatus, 1068 nucleotides long. RefSeq lists its product as uncharacterized. Lineage: Eukaryota; Fungi; Ascomycota; Eurotiomycetes; Eurotiales; Aspergillaceae. The transcript has 2 exons. The coding region runs from base 1 to 1068 and encodes 355 amino acids. The record is from RefSeq and is a predicted model, not a curated record.